GCGUGUGCUCCCGGCAUUCACCGGGCGAGGAACAUGGCGCAGAGUUGCGGGCGUUGCUGAGACCCAGGGAUUCCUUGUCAGAGCUGGGCUGGAGCCGGUGGGAUCAUAAUGCAAGUGUGAAAUGUGUUAAUGUGCGGAUGAAAACGUCUGCUCUCUCUAUGUAUGUGAGGAUUUCCGCGGCCACAGUUUUCCCAUACACAGACAUGUCUUUAGGACUCCCAGUCGGUGAGUGUUUGUGCAUCGGCUGCUAGGCCUGGCCUAAAGGAAAUGGCGGACUCGCAGCACCGCCUGCCCACAAGCUGUCUUGCUCACAGCACAAAGAGCACGCCAAGCCUUCUAGACCUGGUUGCUGCAAGUAGACUGCUUGCAGGAGCUCCUCUGCACCGGUUCUCCUUGGCUCAGAUAAUGGAGAAGGCGUGCGAGGAAGCGGCCACCUACGUCGAUGCCGGGAUCGAUGGAUUGAUUGUGGAAAAUAUGCACGAUAUUCCAUACACUUCAAGUGUUGGUCCAGAAGUGACUGCUGUCAUGGCGACUAUAUGUGCUGCUGUCAGACAGUCUCAUCCCAGAAUUCCUCUGGGGGUUCAGAUUCUUUCUGCAGCCAAUCCACAAGCAUUGGCAGUUGCACUUGCAGCAGAUGCUGAUUUUAUUCGAGUGGAAGGAUUUGUAUUCUCACAAGUUUCAGAUGAAGGAUUUCUGGAUGCAUGUGCUGGUGACCUUCUCAGAUAUCGCAGACAAAUAGGAGCUGAGAACAUUCAAAUCUUCACUGACAUUAAGAAAAAACACAGCUCACAUGCUGUGACAUCAGAUAUCAGUGUAUCAGAGACCGGCAGGGCUGCAGAAUUCUUCCUCUCUGACGGUGUCAUACUAACUGGGGUAGCCACUGGGAUGGAGGCAAAUCCUGCAGAACUGAAAGAGGUUAAACAGGCUUUAAAAAUUCCUGUCCUCAUCGGCUCUGGUGUGACCUAUGAAAACAUGGAGCAGUACAUGGACGCUGAUGCCUUCAUUAUUGGCUCACAUUUUAAAAGAGCAGGAUACUGGGCCAAUGAACUUGACCCCGAACGGAUUAAGAAAUUUAUGUCAAAAAUGCAUCAGCUGAGGAAAUGAAAUGUAAAACUGCAAGAUAAAUCUACAACUGUUUAUUGAAAGAAACCUGUACAUCAAGCAAACUAAAUUAAUUCUGUUGCACCCGCAUUCACUAUUCUUUGAUUUGUUUUUCUAUCCUUUUCUGUUUAUAUGUUGUGCAUUUUUAUGGUCUGUAUUAAUUUUAAUGUAUUUAACUGCAGUUUCAGUCACACUUACACAGCUUUUGAUUGUAAAAUGUUACUAAUAAAUUCUAAAAGAAAAAUAA
Mobula hypostoma (lesser devil ray) is the source of this 1348-nucleotide messenger RNA. RefSeq lists its product as uncharacterized. Lineage: Eukaryota; Metazoa; Chordata; Chondrichthyes; Myliobatiformes; Myliobatidae. The record is from RefSeq and is a predicted model, not a curated record. The transcript has 7 exons. The coding region runs from base 268 to 1104 and encodes 278 amino acids.